AUGCACAAGAAGAUUUGGGAGAAACCCUAUCAAUGUGAGGAGUGUGGGAAAAGUUUUCUUACUCGAACAGAGAUUCAGAAUCAUGAGAGAAUCCACACAGGGGAGAAGCCAUUCAAAUGUGGGGAAUGUGGGAAAUGCUUUUCCCAAAAACCCAACCUUGGAAGGCACCAGAGGCUCCACACGGGAGAGAAGCCACACAGAUGCCUAGAAUGUGGAAAAGCUUUUGCUGAAAAUGGAAACCUUUUGAGACAUCAUAAAAUCCACACAGGGAAGAAGCCAUAUCAAUGCAUCGAGUGCGGACAAUUUUAUCGUAGCACAUCAGAACUUAGAAAUCAUAUAAAAGUUCACACAGGGGAAAAGAAUUUCAAGUGUUUAGACUGUGGGAGAACAUUUGCUCAUUUAUUUUCCCUUAGAAGUCACAGCCAAAUCCAUACAGGAGAGAAACCUCACAAAUGCUCGGAAUGUGAUAAAUGUUUUUCCCGUAAAUAUAAUCUGUUGAUGCAUCAGACAACCCACACUGGAAAAAAACCAUAUAAGUGUCUGAAGUGUGGGAAAUGUUUUUCCCAACGUUCAGGACUUCACAAGCAUACCAGAAUUCACACAAGGUAG
Crotalus tigris (Tiger rattlesnake) is the source of this 609-nucleotide messenger RNA. RefSeq names its product gastrula zinc finger protein XlCGF8.2DB-like. The transcript is spliced from 2 exons. Gene Ontology annotation, molecular function: RNA polymerase II cis-regulatory region sequence-specific DNA binding; DNA-binding transcription factor activity, RNA polymerase II-specific. NCBI's taxonomy places the organism in Eukaryota, Metazoa, Chordata, Lepidosauria, Squamata, Viperidae. The record is from RefSeq and is a predicted model, not a curated record. Gene Ontology annotation, biological process: regulation of transcription by RNA polymerase II. Bases 1 to 609 code for a protein of 202 amino acids.